Budorcas taxicolor (takin) is the source of this 1150-nucleotide messenger RNA. It is a transcript of the gene CYRIA, whose product is annotated as CYFIP related Rac1 interactor A. NCBI's taxonomy places the organism in Eukaryota, Metazoa, Chordata, Mammalia, Artiodactyla, Bovidae. The transcript is spliced from 11 exons. Gene Ontology annotation, molecular function: small GTPase binding. The record is from RefSeq and is a predicted model, not a curated record. The coding region runs from base 134 to 1105 and encodes 323 amino acids. Gene Ontology annotation, biological process: regulation of actin filament polymerization.
CAGGACUCUCAGGGGCCACAGCCCUGAUCUGGGGAGCCAGACUUGUCUUGGCCAAACACCUGCUCAUCUGGUUCAUUCCGUCAGCCUGGAUUGGUGACUCCGAGUCACGGGAGAGAUCUCCAGGCUUGCUGGGAUGGGAAACCUGCUCAAAGUCCUUACCAGGGAAAUUGAAAACUACCCACAUUUUUUCCUGGAUUUUGAAAAUGCCCAGCCCACAGAAGGAGAGAGGGAAGUAUGGAACCAGAUCAGCGCCGUGCUCCAGGAUUCCGAGAGCAUCCUCGCAGACCUGCAGGCGUACAAGGGCGCAGGGCCAGAGAUCCGAGAUGCCAUCCAAAAUCCCAAUGACAUUCAGCUUCAGGAAAAAGCUUGGAAUGCAGUGUGUCCUUUGGUCGUGAGGCUGAAGAGAUUUUAUGAGUUUUCCAUCAGGCUAGAAAAAGCUCUUCAGAGUUUAUUGGAAUCUCUGACCUGUCCACCCUACACACCAACCCAGCACCUGGAGCGGGAGCAGGCCCUGGCCAAGGAAUUUGCGGAAAUUCUGCAUUUCACCCUUCGAUUUGAUGAGCUGAAGAUGAGGAAUCCAGCUAUUCAGAAUGACUUCAGCUACUACAGAAGGACCAUCAGUCGCAAUCGCAUCAACAACAUGCAUCUAGACAUUGAGAAUGAAGUCAACAAUGAGAUGGCCAAUCGAAUGUCCCUGUUCUAUGCAGAAGCCACGCCGAUGCUGAAAACCCUCAGCAAUGCCACCAUGCACUUUGUCUCCGAAAACAAAACCCUGCCAAUAGAGAACACCACAGACUGCCUCAGUACAAUGACAAGCGUUUGUAAAGUCAUGCUGGAAACUCCGGAAUACAGGAGUAGGUUUACCAGUGAAGAAACGCUGAUGUUCUGCAUGAGGGUCAUGGUGGGGGUCAUCAUCCUCUACGACCACGUGCACCCCGUGGGAGCUUUCUGCAAGACAUCCAAGAUCGAUAUGAAAGGCUGCAUAAAGGUUUUGAAGGAACAGGCCCCAGACAGUGUGGAGGGGCUACUGAAUGCCCUCAGGUUCACUACAAAGCACUUGAAUGAUGAAUCGACUUCCAAACAGAUUCGAGCGAUGCUUCAGUAAAGCCUUGCUCAGUGAAGAGGAUCUUUGAACUGACCUCAGAAGAUG